Pocillopora meandrina is the source of this 7297-nucleotide messenger RNA. The record is from the annotation of a GenBank genome assembly. Lineage: Eukaryota; Metazoa; Cnidaria; Anthozoa; Scleractinia; Pocilloporidae.
AUGACCGCAAUAACAACAAAUCUAUCUGAUGAUAGAGUGAAAACGUACAAAGCAAUUCUCAAGAACGGGCGGAUACCAUGCAGGCUAUCCUGACAAUUACAAAAAUUUAGAAUUAAGACGAAGUUUAAAAAUCCUUCUGUUGAACAGUAUCGUGAAAAGUCUCCAGUAUCUUCUUCCUUAUCUCGUCCCUAAAGACCAAAAUAUGUGAAAUCAAAUAUGACGCUUGGUAAUGGAUUUUCGUAAGUCUUGAAGUUGUGGUUGAUAGUGUACUUUGUGCUAAAGAGAUAUUUUGAUUAUCUGGCAAGGCACUCUACAAAUAUGAGAAGAACUAUUUGACACGUCUUGAAUUUACUUUUCUGUGAAUGCCAGAGGGCUACUCUUUAUGGAAGGGGGAAAAAUUCUCGUUCACAUCCUGCGAAUAGGAUCACUGAAGUGAACAGAACAUAUCUCAAUGACCUACCAGCAGGUCUAAUCCUGUUAGACUCAAGUAGUUAGUUCGUUGAAUGGUUGUUUAUUGAAUCAAAGCCGGAUCAGGUUAGGCUUAAAUUGAGCCUUAAUGUACGGGUUCUCGUGAAUGUUCUAGCGCUCUCAGCAUAUCGCUAUCGUUAUUAUAUCCCGUUCAUCUCUUUCCAAAACAUGAGGCACUGGUGUAAGUUAUUCCACGAAUAUCAAUUAGAUGAGAUUCCAUUUUUUUUUUGUCUUGUUUAAAGUAUGCUGACCUUUUAUUUCUUUUUUGUUUACCAUGACACUUAGCAACCUUAGAUAACAAAGGGCUGAACGAUAUUCUACGAAAAUAAUCGCCCAUUUUUUUCAAAGGUGGUCAAGAGAUUAUGGAAUAAACAACAAUCUUAAAAAAAAAAGACUGGAGAAUGAUUAUGUUAGAACUUCCGAACUCAUCAUCGCUGGUAACUUAUUCCCACAUUGAAAUACCGUUAUGUUCAUACAACCCAGUCUUUCUGUAUUUAGUGCCAGACUCCUUAAAGACUUAUCCCUCGCUCGCUUCACUCGUCUGCUCGAAUCUCGCGCGCUUCUGCGCAGCACCAAUGCUCACAGGCUAACAAUAGCCAAUCAUGACAGAACUUUCAUCCUUAUUAUUUUUCACGACAAUAUUACGGCUCCAUUAAAAACGUAAUGCAAUUAUAAUGAGUUAAGAGAUAUCAGGCUCCCUAACUUUUUUCCCAUAGGUGCUUUAAAAUCGCCAAUCACGGUCAGAGUUAUUAUUUCACUAACUUAUUAGUGCACGUUAGAGUACUUUUGAGAGGGAAUUGUUUACCAUGUUGAGUAUUCUACUUCCAGUGGGCUGAGCUGGGUCCUUACUCGACAAACAAUGAUAUAGACCAACGUCAAUGUACAAUUUUUAGAAUAAGAUGCGUUUUCAUAGAUUUAGAGCUAACGACUUUAUCUUUCGGACAUUGCUUCUCUGUUAAUAGUAAUCCUAACGACAGGAUGCUUUAUUUGCCAAACGUUCCCUUAAGAUUCAUAAAAUUGAGGUAUCAUUUCCUUCUACAAUUGUCGUUUUCUGAAUCAAGCCUUUGUCAGCCUCGAAAUUUAAAAAAAUUUGAGUACCAUUCUACCACUCUGAGAUUAGAAAUAAACACGGCGUGGUUCCACCCUGUUGUUGCGUGUUUGAGUCGUCCAGAGUUAUGACAGUUUCUGUUGUGUUGUGUGACAAUCCCUUUAAGCCCCCUGGCGUCCUACAGAGCUCACAGUAUAAGGUACGUGAAGUGACUCAAUUUACUCUUGCCACCUUUUCGUAUCUCUAUUCAAAAUGCUGAGAUGAAAAAUCACAAUUUUCGUGGUACAGCAUUAGUCGAGGUACUUUCAAAUACGAGUUUAGCGCAAUGAACAGAUGUCUCUCAGCUUUAUUUGCUCCUAAGACCUCGUUAUAAGUUCUGUAAACAUUUGCGCGUAGAUUAAGGAACUGUUUGCUUUUCAGGUGAGGAAAAUUUUCGAGUGACCUUAUCGUCCAAGGCGUGGUUGUCUCUUUAGCUCUGUUAACGCCCAGGAGAAGUCAGUUUUUUGUGGCAAAUCAAGUGCGUGAGAUAUUUAUCACAACUCGGCUGAUUAAGCGAAAACGGUGGGCCUUAAAUUGUCAAACUCCUCGCGAUUGCGGCUGCACCUCAUAUACCUGAUCUGUAGCAAGAGGUAGUUCAUUAGGCGGUUGAUCGAUAUUUUAAGAGUUCGUGUGGAAUCCUUCCAAGGCUGGUUGUUUCCAUGAAUUUUUAAACACUGAGUUGAUAUAACAACUUCUUGUGCUGAUUAUGUCGUUAGUAAAGGUAUCAUCACAGUCAGCGGACAAGAAGCGUAAUCGUGGAGGUAAGUCAGAGAGAUAUAUUAACUGCUUUCUUAACUUUGGUUGUGUCCGUGUUAACAAUGUAAUUUGUCUAAGAAAACACCAGGAAAGGAAUUUGAGAGAAAUGUCAAAAUUUAAAGUUCUUUAAGUUUCGUGUUUAUUCACCCUCUCAUAACAUAAUGUCUCGAUUCAAAUAUACCAUGGCAUUGUAUUUUCUUCGUCAUUGGGCAGACCAAACUCAGAUAGGUUUGAAUAAAAAUGGAUUUGAUUCGAGCGAAACAAAUAGGAAUUGUCACUGAGUUAAUAUUACAACCUGCUCUUAUGCCUUGUCAUUACUUUCAAUUCAUAGAGUAAGGUUUGUGGAACAUCACCCGCAUCGGGCGGGAAAAUGAAUACUUUUCUAUAAACUGUAUCUGCAUUUCUCGGUAAUAUUCCUAUCUCUUGGUUUUCAAUCAAGUUUUUUACUAUAAGUUAUGACAAAUUCUUUUUGUACAAAAAGCAAAAGAAAAUUUCCGCUUGUGGGUAAAAUUUUGCGUCCGUCUAAGUUCCUAGUUCACAAGCGUCUACCAGUGGCGAAGGGCAAAAGACUCUCAAAGUUCAGAGCAUUAUUGCAGCGUUAUCACCAUCUUUAAAAUCAUUGUUGAUAAAUUGAACGGUGAGAGAAAUCCCGCCCUAAACCUCAUUUCCCUAACCCACCAAAUUAAAAGAAUAUAUGAUGUAAGGUGUUUGUUAUCAGGCGGUUGACAAUAAGAUAAACUCCACCCACGUUAACCCGCUAUUUACAAACAAGUGGUAAGGGGAGCAAUUUGUCACAAAAUUUGCGGCUUCUUAAGAAUUCCCACACGAGUAAAGUAAAGUACAGCAAGGAACUCGUCUUAACUGAGAUAGAAAGGUAUUUAUAUUUCCACAGCAAGGUAACGAGGAUACAAAUCCAACAGGUAUUCUUAUUGCCUCAUUAUGUCAAUAAUUUUAGUACCGCCUGCUGCAAGUUCGUUUUCGCUCGUAAUCACUCUUCUAAACAAACUACAGUUUAAUACAUUUUGCAGCCGUUUCUUUGUUUCUUUCAUAUUAAUCCUACAUAAUUUUUAAUAUCAAUUACAGCGUUGUUUACACCUUAGUUUUAUACUGAAGUUCUACUCACUGAGUCUGCCCUUGAUAGACACACGUGAUUAGUUGUAACACCUGUUACACGCUUGCACGAUUUCACAAGCGACGCGUGAUAGCGGGACAGCUGUUGAACACCUUCCUCACCGGGGACUUUUAUUUCUUACAAAUGACCAAAACCAGCAUUAUUGGUUUCUCUUUGUUGGUAUUUAUUUAGUUUAGAAAUGGAUCGCCUAUCCAUCAGUAGCUUGUAAACUUGUAUAUUCUCUUUUUCCAAUUCAGUUUCCGUCUUUUAGUGUUUAGAAACAUUUUCCUUUACCAUUUUUUUUAUAACUAUAAGCCAACUAAGUUAUGAUUUCUUCCCUUAAACAGUUUACCUCGUCCUGGACGCAUUUAUUCGCGAAAAUAUGCUCCGGAGGUUGUUCAGCUUUCGCAAAUCAAAACAGGAAGACGAUGACAACGCCGAAUCUCAGAAAGAAAAUGUUGACCCAAACUCUCAGCUUCAGGUCAGUUUACAUAUUUACAUAUUGUAAACUACGCAAUCCUGGAAGACACUUAUGUUCAUCUCUUGCUUCAGGAACUUGAAGCCGCUCAACCAGUCAUGAAAGCAAACCAGCCGAUGUCGUGUAUUUUGAAAUCUACGUCAGACGUAAAAGCGAUUAGAGAAUCAUAUGAGGGCAAUUACAUUGAACCAAAUGUCCCUGACUCAGUCGGUAAACUUGACGACAGAGCCGAGGAGAGAACUUUGGAAAAGAAGCAUGAAAUAUCCGAAUUGUGUUUAGUGUUGGAAUCUUCGACGCUUUCUGAUACAGAGAGGUAUGGCCACGUCAGUUCUUUUACACAUGAUAGGUAUGAUAGGUGCUGUGUUAAGCUUUCACCAAGCAACAUGAUUGGUUCAAAUGCAAAAGGAAAAGCGAGAUCAAAAGCAAAUGAACAGGUGUAUUUCAGCGGUCUGUAGUUUUCCACUCUUUCUUGUUUUAUUUGAUACUAUUCUAAUUGAAUUUCAAAGAAAAUAGCUGAAAGACUCUACAGCAAAAGCCUGUUCAUUUUAAAACUAACCUGCUCUGCUCGUGGUAAGUAUGCUUAUGUUUCAUUUUAUUUCAUGUGUCGUAGCGAGACGAAAGACAGUGAGAGUAUCAAGGAUGAACUCUCUGUUUUAGACGAAUCUGAACGGUGUGACAGUUCAACAUCUACAGAGGACAAAGAAGAGAGCGGCAUCGAGCAAGACUUCGAACCAGCCAUUGCGAACCAGACUUUAAGAACAAAUACUGAGCAGUCAACUACAGAACUAAAACCAAAUUCCGUCAGUCUGGAUAAGAUUGCCAAUAGUUACCGGAUGACUUUAAAUCCCAUAAACCUUAAGUCGCAUCUGACACGAAACGAUCGAAUCAAAACAUCAUUGACUCGAAAUUCUCAACGAGUGCCAGACGAGAUGAAGCAAAAGAAGAACAGCUGUAACAGUUACCCUGAGAAAUUUCCUUCUAUUGUACCCUCCAAAGGGUUUCAAAGACAAUUUUUUCCUCAAAGAGUUCAGCAUUCCAGGGCACUCUCCGUUAAACCAGCUCCACGACAGGCCCGUCGAAAUAAGGUCCCGGAAUUGUUUGGGGACAUAAUCAUAAAGGAUCAACGCAGCGCCACGUCUAAGUAUCAGUCUCCUAUAAGGAAAGGUAUUUUAAAAUAUCCCGGUAACUCUAAAUCUUCGGCUGCAGGAGUAAGGUGCGCCGCAGCGAUACCGAAGAAAAACAAAGCUAUGUCACAGAAAGGUAUGUCUUAAAUUCCUUGUGAAAAGCUUUAAUAAAGCUUUCAUGUUAGAUAAGAACUCUAAUUAGGAGGGUGAUUUAUUGAUUUUUGAGGUGGGAGAUACAUCUGUGACUUCUUUAGCCAAAGACAAUAUACAAAAUACACUCUGAUUGCAAAAUGGCGAACCAAGAAGUAAGGAUGCAGUGAAUAAAGUAGUUUCGUCAAACCUCCUUCCUCACUUAGCCAUGCUCUGAGGAACAUUACCAUAAUAAGAAGAUAAUUCAGCUAUGUAAACAAAAGGUUCGUCUUUACAAGACUUUAUCUUACUCUUUAAGUCAAUGGCUGAUCCAUUGAAACAAUUAAAUGACUUUUCUUACGAACUGGUAUAAUGAAAACCUGUAUAAGUAUAAUUAAUAGGAUUGUAUACCGAUUUAAGGGCUGUCGAUUGUUAGUUCGUUCUCAAAAAUUGCUAACGUUGUAAAGUACUUGUCUCCUAUCUCGUGCCUCCUUUGACUAAUUUGUUACUGUGAUCUUCAUCCCUCUGACCACCCUGCAAGUUUCUUUUACAGUUAUUCAAGCUUGAUGGAGUCCGUUUGUUUGUAAUCUUAAAAUGUUCGUGCAGUAAACCAUGGUGGUAAUGUAUGUGUUCACGUGUUUACUUUUGUCCUGUUGAAUGCGUCCAAUUGUCUGCACGUACUCUGUACUUUGUUGUCCUAGUUACCGAUGAAGAUGAGAAAUACACUUUCUCAGACAUUGUAGUCGUUUUAAUUUCUUUAAAAAAUUUUUGACAAUAAAUAUGUUUCAUCUUGCCAUUAUAUCAGAUAAAAAGAUGUCACUGUCGUCAGAUAGUGGGCUCAGUGACAACGAAGGUUCCAGCGGUGAUGAACAAAAGCGCAUACCUGUCAAGAAAAUCUUCAGUAACCAACAGGCUCUGCGGAAGAGAAUAGAUGAUUUAAAUGGGAUGUUGAAGACAAUGGAGCAACAGAGGUCUGAACUGCAGUCCGUAUUGCAGAUAGUCAAUGACUGGACCGAGGAUUUACGCGCGGUUAACAGAACCAAUUUAGGUGUCCCAUACAUACGGGCUAUCAAGCAGUUGCUGGGUGAGUUUUCUACUUUCUUCCUCCCUUCCCUCCCUUUCCUCCCUACAUCUACCCUUCUCCACUGUUAACAGAGGCCUCCAUUAGUGAAGCAAUUUGUUGUGAAACUGAUGAAAAUUUCUCUAGUAUGAAGUUCUGUGAGAACAAAUGGGAAACAACAACCAAAAUGUGUAAGAAAUUGGAAAGAAUUACAUGUUACACAGAUCCUUGAGUUUCCCAUUGGCUGUCGUUUUGGCUUGCGUGACGUCAUAUGGUUGGCUCUGUUAUCACCAAGAAACAGCUCUUUUCUUCGCCAAAGUCCCAGGGGAUCGUACAGAUAUCUGUAGCCUCCGUAUAGCGUCACAAUCGCCGCCAGUGGCGGCCCUCACUAAAUUCCAGUUUCAAAAUGGCAUAUAUGUGUGACGAUUCUUUCCUAUAACAUGUAUUUCAUUUCCUUUUAUGCAAACAAAAUUUGAUUUUAAAGUUUAUUUUUGAUGAAUCAAUUUUAAUUUCCCCCAGCAGUGAAGCUUUCUUGUAAUUAAGUGGCGGUAUCCAUCAAUCGGGUGUACUGAAUUUCUAUGCUAUUGUCUUUCAACAGCCAAACAGCGCAUUGCCUUGAGCAGUAGGAAAAGUGACUUUAAUAAACGAAUUGACAAGCUGAAGGACGCUGAAGUUCCCUUCACAGAAGAGCUGGGUACUUUGAUUCAGCAGCUACGUCAAGAAGUCACGUGUGUUGUUAGAGAUCAGCGAAAAUAUAGCGCAAGAAGCAUUGAGAAUAUUCGUCAGCUCCAGGGAAGAAUUAUUGGAACCUGUUCGGCAAUUCUAGCUGUCUAUUAUGAAGAAUGACCGGUAAAACUAUUUUCUGUAACAAAAUGUGGUACGCACGGAUCCCCUAUAACACGAACAUUUUGUAGAUUUUUUUACCAGUACAGCGAGAUAUAUAGCAAUGAUUGAGCCUAUCUGGCCGGAUUUUUUAGACAUUUCCAUUUCUUAUUUUGCGCAGUAGUUUAUAGUAACUGAUCAGUUUUCAAGGCAAUUUUUUAGUCCACCCACAUGUCCGUAAUUUCUUCAACAAUUUUUCAGU